AUGCUGGACUCUGUCGACGUGUUCAUCUUCGAUUGCGAUGGAGUGAUUUGGAAGGGAGAUAGCUUGAUCCCAGGUGUUCCCGAGGUGCUCGAGAAACUUCGAGCAGCCGGAAAGAAGAUUUUCUUCGUUACGAACAACAGCACCAAGAGCCGCAAGGGUUACAAGGCCAAGUUCGACUCUUUGGGACUGAACGUCAAUCCCGAGGAGAUUUUUUCUUCAUCGUUUGCAGCAGCUGCAUACCUUGAGCAAACCAAGUUCAAGGAGACUGGGAAGAAAGUAUACAUCAUCGGCGAGCGAGGCAUCCAGGAAGAGUUGGACCUCAUCAACGUUCCAUGGACUGGUUUUGCUCUUCCUCACGAUGAGGAUGUUGGUGCCGUCAUUGUCGGCUUUGACCGCUACAUCAACUAUUACAAGAUCCAGUACGCUCAGUUGUGCAUCAACGAAAACCCUGGAUGUCAGUUCAUCGUCACUAACUUGGAUGCCGUCACCCACUUGACCGACGCGCAGGAAUGGGCUGGAAAUGGCUCCAUGGCUGGCGCUAUCAAGGGGUGCACUGGAAAGGAGCCAACUGUUGUUGGCAAGCCAUCACCCCUGAUGAUCGACUACAUUGCCGACAAGUACAAGAUCGAUCGAUCAAGGAUCUGCAUGGUCGGUGACAGAUUGGACACGGACAUUGUCUUCGGCAACAGCAACGGAUGCGUCAGCUGCCUGACCUUGUCCGGUGUCACUACGGAGGAGAAGUAUCUUUCAGCGAACAACAAGAUCAAGGCGAAUUACUACGUUGACUCUAUCGCUGACUUCUUCUAA
Guillardia theta CCMP2712 is the source of this 807-nucleotide messenger RNA. RefSeq lists its product as hypothetical. The record is from RefSeq and is a predicted model, not a curated record. The transcript has 9 exons. Bases 1 to 807 code for a protein of 268 amino acids. Gene Ontology annotation, molecular function: phosphatase activity. Lineage: Eukaryota; Cryptophyceae; Pyrenomonadales; Geminigeraceae.